AGAAAUGGACGUUUCCUCGUCCCCUUUGAGAGUUGAGACCCUCUCUGACACCAGGAGUGAACUUUUAGGUUCUCCAUCUCACGCUUUCUUCUUCCUUCCCCUGCUCUCCAUAUAUAUAUUCCUCUCUCUCUCUCUCUCUCUCUCUCUGAUCAAUCUUCUUCUAUAAACAGACCUGCCAUCGUGACGGCCUGCAGCUAAUGAUGAGAGAGGAGGUCAAAUCGUAGAACUCCAAUCAGGUUGGUGCUCGAUCCCAUCUUUUUGAUCCCUGUGCUCCAUCAAGGGACAAGGACUAAAUUAGAUCGGAUUUCAAAUUAAACAAUACCAACCUGACGAUUGAUGAAGAUGGGCAGGCUAGUGCCAAACUGGUGGUGCUGCUCCAUAUUCGCUAGCUAGACAACAGAUUGAUCUGAUACUUUUGGUACUCGAGCUCAGAGAAAUCACCAAUCCUUUUCUAACAUGUGUGUCAAGGGAAAAGGAGUGUCCCAAAUCCAUGGCGGCCUGAUCUGCUGACAACUUCCACAGCAUCUGGCCUUUGAUUUGCCAAGCAUAAAAAGCUGAUCCCGAGCAGCAGAGUUCCACCUGCUUCUUCAGAUUGCACAGUUUCGGUUCUCCCAACAUGACGCGUCCGUUUCUAUGAAAGGCUACACCUGCAUCCUUUGAGCUUCUUCUUCCUGAUUUCAGAGAUCAUGGCUACAUACUUCUCGACCAACAUGCCGGGAAUUCAGGCUGCGGACAAUAUGCAGACACUGUACUUGAUGAACCCAGGUUUUGUUGGAUUCCCUGACGCGCCGGCACAGGGAAACAUAUUUAUGUUCGGCCAACAUGCCGGAAAUCAGUUGCCGGGAAACGAACAGCAAUUUAUCAGCAUCCCCAUGAUGGCUCAACCACCGGCUAUGGGCAGCCACCCAAGUGAGUUGAGUCCUGCCAUCAACGCCGCCUCCAAUCUCAGGCAGCACAACCUGUGGAGGAACAAUCCAAGUGAAUUCUCGUUUGUCCAAUCGAUCAACCAGACCAGCCCCACCACCACCAACGCCAGUUCCUCCGGGAACCAACAUCAUAUUCCGGGAAUUGUCGCCGAUUCCGGCCAUCAAUCCGUCGGCGAAGUCCCAUCGCAGGUCGGCCUGCGGAGGGAGCAGCAGGGUGGGCUGUCACUGAGCCUGUCUUCCUCGCCGGUGCAAUUCAUGGCCUCAACCAAUUCUUUCAGGUCGGACGCACCGGCAGCAGCGGCGGUGCUUCCAUCUUCGGCAGGAGGCGGCGGCAGCGGCGGGGAGGAAACUGGAGAGGAGAGGACCGUGAAAUGGGAAGGUGGACUGCAGAGCGUUUUAAUGGGGUCCAAGUAUCUGAAAGCUGCGCAGCAACUUCUGGAUGAGGUUGUGAAUGUGGGGAGGGGGAUGAAGAGCCAGGGGGAUGCUAAAUCGACGGAAAAGGAAGGCAAGACCAAGAAGGAACCGACGGCUGAAGAUAGAGGAGAUGUGGGGAGCAACCAAGGGAGUGAAUUGAGUGCUGCAGACAGGCAAGAGCUUCAGAUGAAGAAAGCUAAGCUGAUCACCAUGAUGGAAGAGGUGGACCAGAGGUACAAACAGUACCGCCAUCAAAUGCAGGUGGUGGUCUCAUCCUUUGAGGCUGCAGCCGGUGCUGGCGCCGCGAGGGCUUACACUGCCCUCGCCCUGCAGACCAUCUCCAAGCAGUUCAGGUGCCUGCGUGACGCCAUUUCCGGGCAGAUCAGGCUAACAAACAGGAGCUUGGGAGAAGAAGACGGACUCGGCGGCAGCGGCAAGGCCGAUGUCUCGAGGCUUAGGUACAUCGAUCACCAGCUGAGGCAGCAGAGGGCAUUUCAGCAGCUGGGCAUGGUGCAGAACAAUGCCUGGAGGCCGCAGAGGGGACUUCCGGAAAGAUCAGUCUCGGUGCUUAGGGCUUGGCUCUUUGAACACUUCCUUCACCCAUACCCUAAAGAUGCAGACAAGGUGAUGCUUGCCAAACAAACAGGCCUAACUAGAAGUCAGGUGUCAAACUGGUUCAUAAAUGCACGAGUUAGGCUGUGGAAGCCAAUGGUUGAAGAGAUGUACAUGGAAGAGAUAAAGGAGCAAGAAAACGAGGGCAAGUCGGAGGAAAUUAAACCAAGCAAGAGUGCAGAGGCCAACGAGGACUCAGCUGAAAUGAACCCUGCAGAGACAGAGAGCCCUCCCGCUGCAACUCAAGCCAUCAACAAGAGCACCAAAAGCCAAAACGAAGAGACAACUGGGAAAAGAUCUUCACCACCAUCCCUUUCCACAGCAACUACUGCCAUCUCAAGCCUCGGAAACCUUAGAAACCUGACCGGGCUUGGCCUCAUUAUGUCCCCCUCCUCAUCUGAUCAUGCACCAAGCAUCCUUGACAAUGAUUCUCUCAACCAAUUCACACCAAAAAAGAUCAGAAACAACGGUUUCCAUAACUUAAGUCCACUUCCAUCUGUGAACACCAACACCAGCAUCACUGCAGAGGCACCAAACGCAGGAGGAUUCGUCAAUCGGCAAGGCUAUGACCUUGCAGCAGCAGUUGCUGCCGCUGCUGCAGCAGCAACUGAAAAUGGAGGAAGUUAUGGUUCUUACCAAAUGGGUGAUAUUGGGAGAUACAGCCAUGAUUCUUUUGCACCUAGAGGAAGUGGGGUCUCCCUCACUUUAGGCCUUCCUCAUUGUGAUUCACUGUCUCUGUCUGGUUCACAGCAUGCCUGUCUCUCUAGCCCAACCAUGGCAAUGGGGAGGAGGCAUGAUUUGGGGAGUGAAUCUUCAAAUGGUUUCUGCAUUCAGAACCCUAGUGCAGCAGCAGCUGCAAGUCACCCAGGCAAUGCCUAUGACACCAUCACCAUGCAAGGCAGGAAGCGAUUUGCUGCUCAACUGUUACCAGACUUUGUUAUUUGAGAAUCUAUCAAAGUUCUGUUCCCCAUAGAAACAUUUCCAAUGACAGAACAUCAGAUUAGCAAUAGAAGAGAUAGUUAGGUGAAGAUUUUAGAGCCCAAAUGCCAUUUGGCUGCAGUCAUACUUAUACAGAUAGUUGUAGCUUCACAUCCUCAACCAUAUUAGCCUUGUAAGUUAAUGCUUUUCCUUUUUCGGGAUGAAGGGAAAAUUUUAGUAGUUUAGUGUAAAACUUGAAAAAUAGGAUGGAUGUGUACAAUAUCGGGGUCUAUGUAGGUGAUAUAUUUUAUGUCAUUAAGGAAUGUAUACUAUUUUGUUUCUUGAUUGGAGAUAGUUUAUUCAUCAAGAAAUUGAAGACACUGUGAUCUUAAAGCAGCAAUCAUGCUUCGAUAAUAUAUUUGUGUAUUGGUAGCUCA
This is a messenger RNA of Nymphaea colorata (pocket water lily), 3307 nucleotides long. Its product is annotated as BEL1-like homeodomain protein 1. Lineage: Eukaryota; Viridiplantae; Streptophyta; Magnoliopsida; Nymphaeales; Nymphaeaceae. Gene Ontology annotation, molecular function: RNA polymerase II cis-regulatory region sequence-specific DNA binding; DNA-binding transcription factor activity, RNA polymerase II-specific. The transcript is spliced from 5 exons. Gene Ontology annotation, biological process: regulation of transcription by RNA polymerase II. The record is from RefSeq and is a predicted model, not a curated record. Bases 687 to 2897 code for a protein of 736 amino acids.